AUGGACAAAUCGCCCCACUUGCCCAUCCACUCCCCCGCUCCCCCGUCUGAGCAUUCCAAGUCACGUCCCGUCUGGACAUGUGCCGCCCUGUUCUCGCACAUUAGUAUCGAUGCGCUCCUCCCUGCAACUAAUGCCGCAACCGGAAUCAGCUGGUGGCCAUGUCCGGACAUUACAACCACCCAAUGCGCAUAUUUGACCGUGCCAAGAGACUAUGCCAACCCGCAAGCCGACGAUACAGUCUCGAUUUUCAUGCGCAAGGUUCCGGCGACGGUUGCGCGCAAAGAUUACCUUGGGAGUAUUUUGAUUAAUCCUGGCGGACCAGGUGGCUCGGGGAACGCCAUGGCAGCGACAUGGGGACCGAAAUUCAGUGCCAUGCUUGAAGGGCGGUAUGACAUUAUCGGAUUCGAUCCUCGUGGUGUCAAUAUGACAACGCCUAAACUCGGAUGUUACGAAACCGAAGCCCAGGCCGUUCAUGCCACUUAUAAACAAACCAUAUUGGGUAUACCGUACGAUUCGCGCGGAUCUUCUGCUCUACCCGGCGGAACCCGUGCACGAAUGGAGCAUGCCUAUCUAACGAGAUUAAACGCGUCUUUUACAGCUACUUCGCUCGCAUGUCUCGAAAAUGGAAACAGGCCGAUGUUGGAAUCUGUUAGUACUGCGUAUGUGGUACAGGAUAUGGAACGCAUCGUGGACGCUCUAGGGGAGGAUGGUCUGAACUUUUGGGGGUUCUCGUACGGGACUAUUCUGGGAUCGACGUUUGCAGCUAUGCGCCCGCAUCUUGUGAAGCGUAUGGUCUUGGACGGAGUAUCCAACGCCGAAUCGUACCAUAAUGAUAUCUAUCAAUGGGGUGUGGACGGUUUGGUUGAUAACCACAAGACGCUGGAAGGAUUCUUUGACUCGUGUGCGGAAGCCGGUCCCGAACGGUGCGCGUUUGCCAAGUCGCCUUCCGGGAAAGUGAGCACCUCGGGCGCGGACUUGCAUUCUCGUUUGGAAGCGUUGUAUUCGAGGUUGAGGGAUGAGCCUAUUCCUGUGUCCAAGUCCUUGACUGGUCCGGGGAUCCUGACCGCUUCAGAUCUCAAGCAGGUUGUUUUCCGUGGAUUGUAUAGUCCCAAGUUGUGGCCCGGGCUGGCUCAAGCUAUUGCGAACGCUGAAGCUGGAAAUCCUCAACUCUUGUAUGACCGUGAGUAUGGCAAUUACGAAGAAGUGAAGCCUGGUAAAGGAAACGGGAAUGUCUUCAACCGGUACAUGGAGAAACAUGGCCCGCCGGUAACUACAGCUGCUAUUAUGUGCGGCGACUCUGAACCAGCCCACAAAUCUUUGGACCAAUAUGCGGAAUAUAUUCAUGAACUAGGCAAGUCGGCUCCGAUUGGUGAGAUCUGGGCCCUGUGGACUGGGUUCUGCGCGAGCUGGAAGAUCCGGCCUGGGCAAAAGUACGAUGGUCCAUGGUCCGUAGAGGACGGGCUGCGAAAAACGAGGUUCCCCAUCUUGUAUGCGAGCUUGGACGCAGACCCCGUCACGCCUCUUGCGGCUGCGCAAAAGAUGGCCAAGUCGUUUGGGAACGAAAGUGCGGUACUGUUGGUUCAAGAGGGAUACGGACAUUGCACGAUUGCUCAUCCCUCGCUUUGCACCGCGAAAGCUAUUCGUGAUUAUUUCUUAAAGGGCAAGGUUCCUGUACCCGGAACACACUGUAAACCCGAACCUGGUCAUCUCUUCCCUGGGAACGACACCAAGUCGGUCUCGGCCCUCUCCUUCGAGGACCAGAAGCUGUGGGACGCACUCAGGGGAUUGGAAGACAUAAACACCCAGUUCCGUCAUCACCUUUGA
Messenger RNA from Rhizoctonia solani, 1824 nucleotides. RefSeq names its product alpha/beta hydrolase family protein. Bases 1 to 1824 code for a protein of 607 amino acids. The record is from RefSeq and is a predicted model, not a curated record. Lineage: Eukaryota; Fungi; Basidiomycota; Agaricomycetes; Cantharellales; Ceratobasidiaceae. The transcript has 15 exons.